AUGUUUUCAGAUACAGUGAUCAAGUGGGCUCGUGAUGUUUACGAAGAGGCGAUUGUGUCGGUGAAAACAGUGCGAGACUUCACGCAAAUUUUUGACGCAUACGCGAAUUUCGCUGAGCGCUCAACUGCGGCAAAAAUGGAUGAGAUUAAUAAGUCGGAGACGAUGAAUCAAAAGGAGCGUGAACUGGAGCUGGAGCUAUUGUUUGCAAGGUAUGGUGACUGA
Molecule: messenger RNA, 222 nt
Organism: Anisakis simplex (herring worm)
Lineage: Eukaryota; Metazoa; Nematoda; Chromadorea; Rhabditida; Anisakidae
Source: the annotation of a GenBank genome assembly